UCUCCAAGACAUCGUGGGUCUUUCUCUGUUGUUUUGGAGGUUACCCAGGAAUUGGAUGAACUUGUCGAUGUUGUUUUGGAGGUUUCUCAGAAAUUUGAAAGUGCGUUGGUCAUCACUUUGAUAGAGAUGAACUUGUCGAAGGAAGUUCGUUUAGCUUGUAAGAUUGAUGAACUUAUCGAAGGAAGUGCGUUUAGCUUGCUUGUGCUUCCGUUCUUCCAGUCUGAUCAGCAGUGUUGCGAAGGGCUCCGUUCUUCCAGUCAGAUCAGCAGUGUUGCGAAGGGCGUUUGUUCUUCCAGUCUGAUCAGCAGUGUUGCGAAGGGCGUCGCGCUUCCAGUCUGA
This is a messenger RNA of Rodentolepis nana, 339 nucleotides long. Lineage: Eukaryota; Metazoa; Platyhelminthes; Cestoda; Cyclophyllidea; Hymenolepididae. The record is from the annotation of a GenBank genome assembly.